Molecule: messenger RNA, 258 nt
Organism: Trametes versicolor FP-101664 SS1
Lineage: Eukaryota; Fungi; Basidiomycota; Agaricomycetes; Polyporales; Polyporaceae
Exons: 1
Source: RefSeq, a predicted model, not a curated record
CCGGGAAUGCCCUGGUUCUCCUACAUAGCUACCCCCAUAGCCACGGGACUGCGUCUCCCGGCAGUACAGAACGCGAUCACAUCGGACAUGUGCAUCCCCAUCUAUCCUAACGAAGAGCAUCCCACUGGACGUGCUCCUCUCUGCACCAUCCCCGAGUUCCCGUUCUCGAACAGCUACCACUGGAUCCAGCUGGGUAUGGACGUCCGUGUGCGGGCGAAGCCUGGAGACGAGGUCUUCGACGCCACCCGCGCAAUCUAA